AUGUCCACCCAAAAUAUUUACGACCAGGUUACGGAGCGCUACAGUGCCGCAUCCCGGGGCACUGCCCUCCAGUAUGGCGCUUCUGUAGCCAAAGCAUUUGGGUAUUCAGAGGAUGAGCUCGCAAACAUCCCAGAGGAGUCAAACUUAGGGCUAAGUUGUGGCAACCCGAUGGCCAUGGCUAGCAUACGAGAGGGUGAAACAGUCAUCGACCUGGGCAGCGGCGCUGGCUUCGAUGUCUUCCUCGCAGCCAAUAAGGUCGGGACCGAUGGGAAGGUCAUUGGAGUCGAUAUGAACAAGGCAAGUUGCCCUGAUGGUCUUGGGCGAGACACAACUAAUUCCAGUGGUCAGGAUAUGCUCGCCCGCGCCAACGAGAUCAAGGCCAAGCACAAUAAGACCAACGUCAGCUUCGUCGACGCCAAGAUCACGGACAUGUCCGCAAUUCCCUCCAGCACAGCCGACUGUAUCAUCUCCAACUGCGUGAUCAACCUUGUGCCGGAGGAGGAGAAGCUUCUAGUCUUCAAGGAGAUGCACCGCGUCCUCAAGCCCGGCGGCCGCGUGGCCAUCUCGGACAUCCUAGCCAAGAAGCCCCUGCCGGGGAAGCUGAGGGCCAACAUGGCCCUGUACGUUGGCUGUGUCUCGGGCGCGAGCCUAGUUGGGCAGUACGAGCGGUAUCUCAGGGAGGCAGGGUUCGCGGCCGAGGGCAUCGCAAUCAAGGACGAUGGCGCAGAUCUGAACGUCUACCUCGAGACCAACCCGGACGGAACGAGGACUGUCGGCGGGACCGGGGGCAAUCUGUGUUUGGGCCAGCCUGCCGCGACGGCCUCUUCCUCUUGCUGCUCUAGCGACAAGACUCCGGCUGUGCCCAUGGCUCCCGCCUCUUCGAGUUUCUUAGGCAAGUCAAAGACCGAUGCGGUGAUGGAGUCGGCUGCUGCGGCUGCCGCAUCAUCAUCAUCUUGCUGUGGGGGUGGAAACAAGGCGGACCAGUCGUAUGCUUUCGACGAGAAGGACCUGGCCGAUCUGGAAGGCGAAGACUUGAACACGUGGGCUGGAUCCUACAAGAUAUAUGCUGUCAAGUCAUGA
Molecule: messenger RNA, 1080 nt
Organism: Diaporthe amygdali
Lineage: Eukaryota; Fungi; Ascomycota; Sordariomycetes; Diaporthales; Diaporthaceae
Exons: 4
Coding region: 1-1080 (359 amino acids)
Molecular function (GO): methyltransferase activity
Source: RefSeq, a predicted model, not a curated record